GUGGCGGCAUCCACGCAGGCCGCGGUGGCGCUGUCAUCAGGCGAGGCCGAGUUUAAUUCGUCACUGCGGACGUCCUGCCGCGCCUUGGGCUGCGUGGCGCUGGCCCGCGACAUGGGCGCGCAGCUGGCCGCUCGCAUGGGCGCCGACUCGAGCGCGGCCACAGCAUUGGCUUCGCGCCGCGGGGCUGGAGGGGCGCGCCACGUAGCUACUCCAGCUCUGUGGCUCCAGGACGCCGUGGAGGCCAAGCGGCUGGACCUGCGGAAGGUUCCCGGCAAGGCUAACCCGGCUGAUUUGGGCACGAAGGUGCUGAGCGGGGAGGGCGCCCGACGGUUCUUGAACGCCUUGGGCUUCAGGGUGGUGACGGCCGUCACGGACGAGCACUUGAGG
This is a messenger RNA of Prorocentrum cordatum, 387 nucleotides long. The record is from the annotation of a GenBank genome assembly. NCBI's taxonomy places the organism in Eukaryota, Dinophyceae, Prorocentrales, Prorocentraceae.